AUGUUCCCGUUUGUAAUUCGUGCAAAUUUCAUCUCGCGUAUUCUCCAAGGACGAUUUUGUCGUUCUUCGAUCUGCCAGGACUCGUUUCCAUUUCCAAGGAGGAAACAGUUCAUUUUAGGAAUGUGCUUUCCUACGCAUUGUAAUUAUUUCUCUUCGAAAUCCAUGAAAGUAGCCGUUCUUGGAGCCGCGAGUAAAACCGGACGUUGCCUUUCGUUAUUCCUGAAACAAUCACCAUUGAUCGACGAAUUGGCAAUCUACGAUAACGAGUGCACCUAUGGCCUCGCGUUGGAUUUAAAUUACAUUGAUACAGGAUGCAAGGUCAGCACGUGCAAUCCCUCCGAGUCGUGCUUGAAGCAGACGUUGGAAGGGGCGAAAAUAGUAAUGAUCGUUGGGGAUCGAACGAUCGGGAAAGAAUUAAAUCCGUGCGAGAUAUUGAAAUGCAAUGCCGAUACGUUAUCGGACCUGCUGCCGAAUGUGAUUAGAUUUUGCCCUCAGGCUUUGGUCGCUGUAGCGAUGAAUCCGAUAAACAGCUUGAUACCGCUGGCGAUGGAAAUGUACAAAACGGCCGGCGUUUACGAGUACAGCCGUGUUUUCGGUGUAAUUAGCCUGGACUGCUUGAGAGCGAACACUUUUGCCGCGGAAGCCAUAGGCAUCGAGCCGGAGUGCGUGACCGUGCCCGUGAUAGGUGGAAGUUGCUCGAAGACGUGUAUCCCGAUAUUUUCUCAAGCAAAGCCUUGCAACAAGAUAUCCCUGGAUGAAGCUAGGCGAUUGACGAACGCUGUGAGGACGACCGACGAAGAGAUAGCGAAGGCGAACAAGGACAAGGAUACACCGUCUUUCGCUAUGGCUUUUGGGGCAGCCAGAUUCUGCGUGUCACUUUGCAAAGCAUUGCGACAUCAACGCGGUGUCGUGGAAUGCGCUUAUGCUCGAUCCUGCGUGAUACCGGAGAUAACAUACUUAGCUGCUCCGUUGGAAUUAGGACCGGAUGGAAUUCAGAGGCAUUUGGGUAUUCCACCUUUGAAGGAUUACGAGUGUAAACUUCUCGCGGCAGCCGUACCUGUUCUGAAAAGAGACAUCUCGCUUGGGGUGACACUUGCUCUUGGCCACGAGAACAUUCCCUCCGAAGCGAAUUGCACGAAUUCGUCUUACGUAUCGCAGUCUCCACCCUAAUUUCGAAAUCAAUUAUAUAUACAAAGGAAAGCCAUAGUUAUGUAAAUAAACUUUUUAAAAUAUCUAUCUAAAAUGUAAAUCCUAUUUUUAUUUUCCGAUUUUUACAUUCGAAAUGAAUUUUUUUGGUUCCUUAAUGAAAAGUCCCGUCAUCCAUUUCCACCCAUUAAAACUUUGUAAAUAUUACGCUUCAUCGGUUGCCAUCAUUUUAAACGUAUAUUAUUCGAGAUCUUUGCUAUUUAUGUUACCGUUUUUCUGCGCGCCCCGUGCCGCAGCCUUCGUUGUUCCCGGGCGCAACGGAGACGUGGCAAAUGACAAUUUCAACGAGAACAUUUUAUGUUUCUUCACGGUUUACGAUUGCAACGAGCCCGUGGUCUCGCGGUGCUUCGGAAUGGCCGCGAUUCGAUCCAAAGAAUCUCGAACGACGGUUCGUCGAUCUUGAAAUUCCGUCUGCGGAUUCCUCUUCUUCUUCUUUUUUUUUUUAUUCAGCCGUCGCGUCCGUACCGUUUCAUUCACGUUGAUCGUUAUUGACGAUAGUUGAGUCGCAAGACACGCGGGAGGUAGCCUUCGAGUGAUUUACGAUCUUAUCCAGUUGUACCGUCCAUUAGAAUUAACCUUAUUUCAUUAUGGCUCUCAAAAGACGAGCAACCCAUUGACGUCCAGCUGCUUUAUUUAUCGAUUCUGCAUUCGCGCGCCGCUGAAAUACCCUCUUAGCUCCCAUGGAAAGAGUGAAACACGAGCUCUCUCGUAAAAAAGUAACGAGUCAAGGUAAACGAACAUAAAUUCGGACGUUGGACCUAAUUGCCGUUACGUUGGGAUCGUUAAA
Molecule: messenger RNA, 1993 nt
Organism: Hylaeus volcanicus
Lineage: Eukaryota; Metazoa; Arthropoda; Insecta; Hymenoptera; Colletidae
Product: malate dehydrogenase, mitochondrial-like
Exons: 6
Coding region: 1-1170 (389 amino acids)
Biological process (GO): tricarboxylic acid cycle
Cellular component (GO): cytoplasm; mitochondrion
Molecular function (GO): L-malate dehydrogenase (NAD+) activity
Source: RefSeq, a predicted model, not a curated record